This is a messenger RNA of Opisthocomus hoazin, 1182 nucleotides long. Lineage: Eukaryota; Metazoa; Chordata; Aves; Opisthocomiformes; Opisthocomidae. The record is from RefSeq and is a predicted model, not a curated record.
AUGAAGCAGUUCAUUGCGAGUGCACCCACUGGGUGUGUGAAGUACAACCAGGGGAUCAGGCCCAGCCAGCAGGUGUUCAUGCAAGGCAGGUCCUGCUUGACCAACCUGAUCUCCUUCUACGACAAGAUGACCCAUAUAGUGUAUGACAGAAAGGCUGUGGAUGUCAUCUACCUGGACUUUGCUAAGGCCUCUGACACUGUUCCUCACAGUAUCCUGCUGGAGAAACUGGCUGUUCAUGGUGUGCAGUCCAAUGGUUGGUCUGUUCAUGUCCCAUCUGAUGUUACUGGUGAACUUGGGAAGAUGGUUAUCCUGCCCUGUACUUUCACACACCCCUACAAAACGUUUGACAGGACCCUCACUGCCAUUUGGAGGAUCAAGGAACCUUACAACGGCACGAUAGUUUUCAAGUGCAUUAGUCAGAGCACCAGCGAGCUCUGCAAGACUGCCAUCAGCUACAAAAACAAAUACAAACUGCUUGGCAACCCCCGGCACAAGGACCUUUCCAUCAGGAUUGACAAUCUGACCUGGAGCGACAGCGAGAGAUACUUCUGCCGAGUGGAGUUGUCCGGAGAUAUCCACGACAAGUAUGAAAGCAGGAACGGGAUAAAGCUGCAUUUGAUUGCUGCCCCCCGGAUCAUCAACAUCACGGUCAUCUCCAAUGGGGAUCAGACCUUCCAGGCACGCUGCACAGCCGAGGGCGAGCCUGCGCCCACUCUCACCUGGACCGGACCCCCCAACAGCAACCUCACCUCCACCACCAGCAUGAACCACCGCGUCACCAAGGAGCUCCGGUACCUGACCCAUGACGGAAAAUACACCUGCACGGCUGUCAACGGCCACGGGAGAGCAGAGGGGACCGUGUACUUCUAUAAAUUCAAAGCAUCCAACAGCUCCUUUUUCCUGAUACUGAUUUUUGUUCCACUGGGAAUUAAAGUGCUCAUUUUCCUGGUGAUACUGGGCUUCGCCUUUUUCUCAAGAGGAGGCCACAGCUGCAAGACUCCACCUAUGAAAACUUUGACCGCAGACACGGCGGCAGCCAGACUUUGCCAGCAGAAAGGACAGCAUCGAGACGGAGCUGAGGACCUGGGUGGUCUCAUCCGCACCCCCCGGCACGGUUCGAGCUCCUGUCGACUCCGCACAAGGGUGCCUUUUCCCAGUGAACAUAAGACUGCUGGUGACUGA